AUGCCGACUUUAUUUAACGGCAAUAAUUCUGAUAGUGAAGAGAAAUUAAAAAUAAAUACAGACUAUGCUAAAAAUUAUGAUAAUUGGCGGCAAAAAGAGGAGUUAAAUAAAUUAAAAACAAAAUAUGGAGAUAUUAAUGACAAUAUAACAUCAGAUGAAAGUUCUGAAAGUGAAAGUUCCUCCUCCUCUAAAGAAGAAAAUGAGCUAACAGAACAAUUCGAUAAAGACUUUUACAAGACAUUAGCUCUCCUAAAAAAUAGAGAUCCAAAAAUUUAUAAUCAAGAUGUAACAUUCUUUGACGACACCAACAAAGCACAGGAAUUAUACUCAGAGAAAAAAAAGGAAAAAACUAAAAAAGAGAAAGCUGUUUUUUUAAGGGAUUAUGAAAGAAAUAUUAUUGUAGAAAGAGAAGGAAAAUUUAGUGAUAGCGAGGAUGAAAUUAUAUUAAAAAAGAAUAAAGCAGAAAAUAUGAAAACCACAUAUACACAGGAACAAAAACAAUUAAAAGAAAGUUUUAAAGAUGCAUUGGAGGAUGAAGAAGAGGAAGAUGACUUGUUAAAACUGAAAGCCAAAUCUGAAAAUGAAAAAGAAAAAGAAGAAGCUGAUUAUAAGGAAUGGUUGAAAGGACAAGGGGCAAAUUUAAAUGAUAAUGAACAGGUGGUCCUUAAACCUCUGCGCGAUUUUUGGUCUAGUCCGAAUUUAGAUGCCAAUGAAAAAUUUUUGAGGGACUAUGUGCUUAAUGAUAAAUAUUCAGAUAAAAAUUAUGUGGGACCAGAUAAAGAUGAAGAUGAAAAUGAAGCUUACAUAAUUCAUGAUAGCGAUGAAAAUUUAUCAGAAGACGAAAGAAACAUUGAAAAACAAGAAGAAUUUGAACAUAAAUAUAAUUUUAGAUUCGAAGAACCUGAUCAAGAAUUUAUUAAACGAUAUCCACGUACUAUGGAAAACUCUUUAAGAAGAAAAGACACCCGUAGAUCUCAGAAAAGAGCAGAGGUGAAACAGAGAAAGGAAGAAGAGAAGCUAAGAAAGAAAGAAGAGCUUAUGCAGUUGAAAGCAUUAAAGAGGAAAGAAAUUGAGGAAAAAAUAGAGAAAUUAAAAGAGAUUACAGGGAAUGACGACAUACAAUUUAAUGAUAUCGACUUAGAAGGUGAUUUUGAUCCUACUGAAUAUGACCGAAAAAUGACUAAAAUUUUUAACGAUGAUUACUAUGCGACUCCCGAAGAUGAUAUUAAACCAGAAUUUCCGGAUAUUGAUGAGGAAUUAGAGAUCGAAGAAACGUGGGAUAAUUAUGAUCCAAGUACAGAGAGUUAUGCGAAUGAAAAUAAAUAUGAAGGACCACACUGCGAAGAUCCAGAUUUCAAUAUGGACGCGGAUUAUGAUCCAUUAAAAAAAGUUCCAGAAGAUAUAGAAACUUCUAAAAAGAGAAAACGUAGGCGAAAGUCUAAAUUCGCAGAACUUAUAGCAAAAGAAAAGCCAAAAUUCGAUCCACAACAGUAUAAAUCCUACGAAGAAUACUUUGAUAAAUACUAUUCACUGAAUUACGAAGAUAUGAUUGGUGAUAUACCAUGUAGAUUUAAAUAUAGAAAAGUUGUUCCCAAUGAUUAUGGUUUGAGUGUAGAAGAAAUAUUGAUGGCCGAUGAUAAAGAAUUAAACAAAUGGUGUUCCUUGAAAAAAGCUCUUCAAUAUAAGUCAGAACAUGUGGAACUAAAUGACGUUCAAAUGUACAAACAGAAGGCUAAGAAUGAAAUAUUGAAGAGAAAAGUACUUGCAAGCUUAUACAAGGAAUCUGAGGAAGAGGAAGAAGGAAACAAAGAAGAGAUUGUAAACCCCACUACCACUACGAAUGAAAACACGGAAUCAAAAAAGAAGCGUCGUAAGAACAAGAAAAAGAUAGAAGAAAGUCAAAACGAUACAUCUGCCGAGACUAAUCACAAAGCACCUGUAAAAGAUAAAAAAUUAGAUAAAAGCGAGAAAAAGACUAAAAAUAACGUGGCUGUUAUACAAGAAGAGUCAAAAGAGAGUUUAAAGCCUGGGAAGCGGAAGCUGUCGGAGGAACAGCUUGAAAAGCCGAAGAAGAAGAAACUAAAAAUGAACAAUCUCGAAAAACCUAAAAAUUCCAUCGAAAAUAAACCGCACGAAGAAAAAGAAGCCGAAACUAAACGUAUUAAUAAAAAAUCUUCAUUAAAAACCGAAAUCACGGAUAAAAAUGCCGAAGAGUCGAAGACGAAAUAUUCGAAGAAAGCGAAGUUAAAGGAAACAGUCACGACGAAGAAAUCCGAUAAAGGAAAGAAGAAAAACAUAAAGAAUAAGGAUCCGAAUAGCGACAUUGCUUCGUUGAAUCCAGAGAGGCUAAAGACAUAUGGAAUAAAUCCGAAAAAGUUGAAAAACAAAUUAAAGUACGGAAAGAAGAAAUAAUAACCGUGACAUAUUGUAAAUAUAAAUAUGUAUAUAACUUGUUAUUAAA
Molecule: messenger RNA, 2461 nt
Organism: Eufriesea mexicana
Lineage: Eukaryota; Metazoa; Arthropoda; Insecta; Hymenoptera; Apidae
Product: protein KRI1 homolog
Exons: 7
Coding region: 1-2412 (803 amino acids)
Biological process (GO): endonucleolytic cleavage in ITS1 to separate SSU-rRNA from 5.8S rRNA and LSU-rRNA from tricistronic rRNA transcript (SSU-rRNA, 5.8S rRNA, LSU-rRNA)
Cellular component (GO): 90S preribosome; nucleolus
Source: RefSeq, a predicted model, not a curated record